UGUUUAACUGUUCGCGCAUGCGCAGAUCACAGCAUCUCACCUGUCAACGACUUUCAUCAGAAAUGGAGCCAUCCGCAGAGUAUAUCGCCAUUUCAGACUGAUUUUAACACCAACGCUCGGGUAUACAAGAUGGCUUUAUUGAAAGCAAAUAUGUAAUCUCGCCAGCAGUGUUCGGGAGCCGUUUUUAUUGCUGUCUGUCACCGUUUUCACCGACGUCUGUGACCGUACAUCGCUCACAACCUGUCCAUCCAUCCAUCCAUUUAUUCAUCCAUCCACCUUAGACAAACACAAACAGACAGCCCCCCAAAGCUCAGACCUCAUAGCUCAAGUCACCGCACGACUGACAACGGGGUAAUGUUCAUGCGUGAUCUCGGAAUCGGCUUUUAGUCCCUUUGUUUAGGACGAUGAACGCAGAGGAGUUGGAACUCCUUGGUGACUCGAAGUACAGAAACUAUGUGGCAGCUGUAGAUAAGGCCCUAAAAAACUUUGAGUACUCCAGCGAAUGGGCCGAUCUGAUCUCAGCGCUCGGAAAGCUCAACAAGGUAUUGCAAAACAAUGGCAAAUACCAGGUUGUGCCCAAGAAACUGACAAUUGGGAAGCGUCUGGCCCAAUGCCUCCACCCGGCGCUGCCCAGCGGGGUUCACCGCAAGGCCCUGGAGACCUACGAGAUCAUCUUCAAGAUCAUUGGACCAAAGCGCCUGGCGAAAGAUCUUUUUCUUUAUAGUUCUGGGCUCUUCCCUUUACUAUCCAAUGCUGCUAUGUCUGUAAAGCCGGUAUUACUUGGGUUGUAUGAGAUUUACUACCUGCCCUUGGGGAAGACUCUCAAGCCAGGCCUGCAGGGGCUCCUGACCGGUGUACUGCCUGGUCUGGAGGAGGGCUCAGAGUACUAUGACAGGACCAAUACCCUUCUGGAAAAGGUGGCAGCAGCUGUAGAACAGCCGGCCUUCUACAGUGCCCUAUGGGGCAGUAUUCUGACCAGCCCUGCUGUACGCUUGCCUGGAGUCUCUUUCGUCCUCCUGCACCUCAACCGGAAACUGUCCAUGGAGGAUCAGCUUUACAUCAUUGGCAGUGACAUUGAACUGAUGGUGGAGGCAGUUAGCACGUCAGUUCAAGACUCCAGUGUGUUAGUACAAAGAAGCACCUUGGACCUCAUUCUGUUCUGCUUUCCUUUUCAUAUGAGCCAGGCAACACGUCCAGAUAUGAUCAGGAUUCUGUCAGCCGCACUUCAUGUGGUCCUGAGGAGAGAUAUGUCUUUGAACCGUAGGCUUUAUGCUUGGCUGCUGGGUUUUGAAAACAACGUUGUGAAAACAGGCCCUCGCAGCACCCGACGCAGUAAUCCAGACGAACACGUCACACACUAUUUUAACACUUACUCCAAGGACAUGCUCGUUCAGGCCAUGGUGGGGAUUCUGCAGGGGAAGGCCAGAGGAGGGGAGGAGGAGAGCGUCCUGAUGCACGACUUAAAGCCAUUUCGCAUUCUCAUCAGCUUGCUCGACAAGCCUGAGCUUGGCCCAGCAAUCUUGGAGGACGUUCUCAUUGAAGUGUUUCGCACCCUGCACACUCAAUGCCGUGCUGAGUUGGACCUUCAGAACCAGAACCCGUUCAGCAAAGACCAAACUCAGCUUAGCAGCAAGCUUAGAGAAAACAAAAGGACGGCAGAACUCAUUAAAACAGCCAACCUUUUGUUUAACUCCUUUGAGCCCUAUUACAUGUGGGAUUACAUUGCAUGCUGGUUUGAGGAGUGCUGCAGAUGGACUCAGAGCAGUCAUCUCCCAGGCCACACUGUGAGCUCUGAGAUGUCGGCACGCUCAUUGGUUGAGUUCUGUGAGCUUGUGGACUUCCUAUUGGACAUUGUUUCAUUGCCUACUAGAAGCAUGAGGGUUAUCUGCCAGGAGACGUACAUAGAGAUCCAGACAGAGCAUUUACCUCAGUUGCUCCUGCGGAUGGUUUCUGCUCUUACCACACAUCUGCAGACUCUGGGUCUCAGAGAGCUCACCUACUGUCUUCGCCUCUGCUCAAAGAUCCUCAGCAAGGUUCAGCCCCCAUUGGUGUCACCCCUCACGCUGCCCUCCGGAUCAUCCCAAACCGCCACUACCCCUUCAGCUAGAGACAAAGAGGAGAAAAGGACCCUACCAAUCACUCUAGAAGUUCCGGAUGUAUUUGAGGAUGGUGAAAACCCUUCAAGCAACAAGUCUGAGAGUGGAUUCACUGAUUUCAUCCAUUACCAGGGUGAACGCGGGGACUCUGCUGAUAGCACACAGCACACUGAGGAUGAUGCGUCCUGCCCUGAAGAUGCACCCAUCCCUCUCAAACCUAAACCCAAAUCUGGGCUUGGUAGUUCUGCCCACCCCUCCAAACCCCAGGACAAGCCAGUGAUGCAGUGCUGCCUUGAGCAUUUCCAGCAGUUUCUUUCUCUCUUGGUGAAGCUUUACAUCACCCCCAGAGUUCACGCGGAGGCAGGGAAGAUCUUCAGUGCUGACAUGGACACUCUUACUGUGGUAGCUGGUGAAAGAAGGAAUGAUGAUUUUGAAGAGCAAGUGUCUUCUCAGCAGAAGGAGUGUCUGGCUGCAUUCACUGCUGCCUGCCAGCUGUUUCUGGAGUGCUCUAGUUUUCCAGUGUACAUCGCUGAGGGCAACCUGAAGUCCUCACCUAGCAGAGAAGAGCAGGCAGGUGAGAGUGUUCAGCCAGCACUGUGGCUUCAAACUCUGAUGGAUGCAUGCUGUUCAGCUGCUGAUGUCAGCAUCAAAGCAGUGGCUAUCUCUGUUGUUAUGGAUUUGGUCGGACUGACACAAUCAGUAGCUAUGGUGACUGCUGAGCGUGUGGCCAGUCCAGACUCGGACCAGCCAAUGAGUCCUAGCCAGGGGCGUGUUGCUGUGGUGAUUCGACCGCCACUCACACCGGGCAUCUUGAAGUACAUUGGAGAGAAAACAGAUUUCUUUAAGAAUGUGGCUCUUAUAUUAUGGGAUCAGUUAGGUGAGGAGACCCCCCAGCAUCACAAACGUAGUGUGGAGCUCUUUUACCAGCUUCACAACCUGGCUCCCUCCCCCAGCAUCUGCGAAGAUGUCAUUAGCCAGCAGCUCAUGCAUCGGGACAAGAGAAUACGUUUGGAGGCCCAUAUAAAAUUCUCUGUUCUUUGGCACCUGACCAGAGAUCUUAACAUCACCAAGUCCUCUCCUUUCAAUCGCACUUUUGACAGGUCUCUUUUUAUCAUGUUAGACAGCCUCAGUUAUUGGGACGGCUCAGCGAGUGCUGUUGGCCGGGCCUGGUUGAACCAGGUUUUGCAAAGACAUGACAUUGCUCGUGUUCUUGAGCCACUACUACUUUUGCUCCUGCAUCCUAAAACCCACCGCGUGUCUAUCCAGCGUGUUCAAGCACAGCGUCACCUGGCACAGACCUUUCCCAACCCGGCAGAACAAGAGACCUCUGACCCCAUUUAUAUGAGGGAUAUGAGCCACAAUGAAAAUUAUUGCCAGAUCAGUAGCCACAGAGGUGACCAAAUGUGUGGCAGAGGGCUUACAUUGGAUGAUAUGGAGCCCUUCAGUCUGACAGUUAACCCGUUGAGUGACAGUCUUUCACUCUUGAGCUUAAGCAGCGAGAAUUUGCAGCUCUGCGGCGAAUACCAACCUCCAGAUCAGGAGGAAGAGCCCCAGAGCUCGGAUUCAAGUGGCUCUCAGACUUCCACUGUUGACAAUGGCAGCUUUGAUGAAAUGGAGGGAGGUGGUAGUACUGUAAAUAUGUGUGAUCAUGCACUUUGUCAGUCCUCUUCGACGGAGGAAGAGUGCUUGCAUAAAGCGGUUUCUGCUGUACUUGUUGAGGUACUGGACAGGGUGGUGGAAAUGGUCGAGAAAGGGUCUGGUGAGACACCGUCAUCUCCUGAGGCCUGGCCUCAGACAGAUUCCGAUAGCACCAACUCUUCCACGGAUAUGUCCACUGGGCCAUGCAUCAACCUGCCCUCCUUCUCUAACACCCAACCCAGAACGCUCCCAGAACUGGUUGCAGGAGGUACCUUAGAGUUCCUGGCCGUGGCCUCACUUGAUGCUUCUGGGGAGGAGGAGCAUCGGGAAGGCAUCGCUCGCCAUAGCUCCUCCCCUUCGAUCAUCACCCUACCUGACAGCGGUGCUAAUGGAACCACUGAGCAAAGCCUCCAGGUCAACGACCCACAUCGCAAGCGCAGCCACAGCAGCACCCAGCUCAGCCUAAAGGGCAAGAUUAUGGAGCGACUGGUGGAUAAAUCCCCAGGGGCCAAGCCCAAAAUUAAAAAAUCUAAGAGGAAAGACGAUGAAAGGCGCAAGACCAACCAAGCAGAGAAGAGCCGGCCACCAAGCAUCUUCUUUGGGGACAGUCUGGACUUGGAAAACUGGUACAGCUGUGGCGAGGGGGAAGUGUCUGAGAUUGAGAGCGAUAUUGGUUCUCCCAGUGGUGGCGCAGCUGGCGGGACAGGUGGAUCUCGUACAUCUGGGUCACCUGCUCGGUUUAACAUCCAUCCUCUGUACCAGCAUGUUCUGCUCUAUCUUCAACUGUAUGAUUCCUUUCGUACUCUUCAUGCCCUCUCCGCCAUUGCAGCCAUGCUUCGUACUUCACCGGCAGGAUUUGUUAGCGCCAUCUCCACAACUAGCAUAAAUAACACAUACACACCCCAUCUCUCUCUUCUGCAGAACCUGUUAGCACGACAUCGCGUCUCUGUCAUGGGCAAGGAUUUCUACUGCCCCAUCCCGCAGGACUCGCACUCACACUCAUUUCGAAGUGCCAUGUUCUUAGAGAUCAUCAUCUCCCUUUGCCUCUAUUUUCUGCGCAGCUAUUACUCUGCCCACGUGACCGCCACAUCACAGGACUUGGCUGGCAACCAUGCCAUGCAGCUGACCUGCGUUGAAGUGUUAACCCUUCUCUUCAGCGAACUUUCCAAGGUCACCGGAGGCUCAGCCAAGGGCUUUGCGAGCUUCAUUUGUGACGUGCUUUCCAAAUGCAAGGUGCAGAAGGUGGUACUACACUGUUUGCUUUCCACCAUCUUUAGUGUGCAGAAGUGGCAUGAACAUCGCAUAAGGGGCACCAAUGUGGCGGUGGUUGAGGAGGGCCUAUCAGAGGACACUGUCAUAAAUCUGUCAGAGGACCAGCUAGACAAUUGCAGCGCCAUACAGUCGCAGCUCCUGCGCCUGUUACAGAGCCUGGUGGUGUUAGAACACCGCGUGCUGAUCCCAGCGGAUGAAGUUGGGGAAGGAGUUCCAGGGUCAACCGGGUCUGUCGGAGGAGCUAAUGGGCCCGGGGCUGGUUUUGAGCUGAUCGGAGGCGAGGUAGAGCAUGUCAACCCCCAACAACCGAUGGCCUCCCUGCAGUACCUGCACGGGCAGCCCAUCACGGCGCAAGGGAUGUUUCUGUGUGCAGUGAUCCGGGCCCUGCAUCAGCACCACGCCUGCAAGAUGCACCCACAGUGGAUUGGCCUCAUCACAAUCACCCUGCCUUACAUGGGCAAAGUGCUCCGGCGAGUGGUUGCGUCCAUUACGCUGCAGUUGUGCAAAAACCUCGACAACCUUAUACAGCAAUACCGCUAUGAGACAGGCCUCAUAGACACCAGGCCUCAGUGGAUGGCACUGUGUAUUCCUCCUGACCUGAUUCUGACUGUACUGGAAGGAAUGACAGCCAUAAUCCAUUAUUGUCUGCUAGACCCAACUUCACAAUAUCACCAGCUUCAGGCAAAUGUCGAUCAGAAGCAUCUCGCAGAGGCCCGGGCGGGCAUUCUCUCCAUCUUGCACACCAUCAUGUCCUCUGUGACCCUGCUGUGGGGCGUCCUUUAUCUGGUUGACAGUUCCGACAGGCCUGCUGCGGCCUCUGCCUGCUCCUCCUCCAACAUCAACCUGGGAUCCACAAAGAAUCUCAGGCAGCAAAUUCUCGAGCUGCUAGGUCCAAUCUCAAUGAAUCACGGUGCUCACUUCAUGGGUGCUAUAGCAUAUGUUUGGAAUGAAAGGAAGCAGGCGAAAACUCCGUCCAGGAAUAAGGUAAUCCCGACGGCCAGUGAGGACCAGCUUCUCCUUGUAGAACUCGUUCGUUCAGUAAGUGCCAUGCGCACUGAGACAGUGAUCCAGACUGUGAAGGAGGUCCUCAAACAACCACCAGCCAUUGCCAAAGAGAAGAAGCAUCUUUCCCUGGAAGUCUGCAUGCUUCAGUUUUUUUAUGCUUAUGUGCAGAGGAUUCCAGUGUCUAGUCUGGUUGAUAGCUGGCCAUCACUCUUGGCAUUGCUGAAAGACUCUGUGCAGCUUGGCUUGCCUGCUCCUGGACAGUUCCUCAUCCUUGGUGUUCUAAAUGAGUUCAUCCUCAAGAAUCCCACCCUGGAGAGCAAGAAGGACCAGAGAGAGCUACAGGAUGUGACUCAUAAGAUUGUCGAAGCCAUUGGCACGAUUGCUGGCUCAUCUUUAGAACAGACCACAUGGCUUAGAAGAAACCUGGAGGUCAAGCCUUCUCCUCAGAUCAUGGUGGAAGGUACCAGUCUGGAGGCGGAUGUAGAAGAUCUAAUGCUCACAGUGAUGGAGGCUUCCAGCUUCACUCCAUCUGUGUACAGCGUUCACGCCCUCACAUUGCUGGCAGAGGUACUGGCUCAUCUAUUAGAUAUGGUCUUCUACAGUGAUGAGAAGGAGAGGGUGAUCCCUCUGUUGGUCAACCUCAUGCACUACGUAGUGCCCUACCUGCGCAACCAUAGCGCUCACAACGCCCCCAGUUAUCGCGCAUGUAUACAGCUGCUGAGCAGCCUCAGUGGAUAUCAGUACACGCGGAGAGCCUGGAAAAAAGAGGCCUUUGACUUGUUCAUGGACCAUACGUUCUUCCAGAUGGACUCCUCUUGUGUUAGCCACUGGAGAGCAAUCAUAGACCACCUGAUGACUCAUGACAAAACCACAUUCAGAGACCUGAUGACACGAGUUGCCGUGGCCCAGAGCAGCUCUCUGAGUCUUUUCACCAAUCGAGAUGCCGAGCUUGAGCAGAGAGCCAUGCUAUUAAAAAGACUGGCCUUCACCAUCUACAGCAGUGAGGUGGACCAAUAUCAGAAGUACUUGCCGGACAUCCAAGAGCGUCUUGUGGAGAGCCUGCGACUUCCUCAAGUCCCCAUCCUUCAUGCUCAGGUCUUUCUCUUCUUCAGAGUGCUGCUGCUCCGCAUGUCCCCUCAACACCUAACCUCACUCUGGCCCACUAUGAUCACUGAACUGGUUCAGGUGUUCUUACUCAUGGAACAGGAACUCACUGCAGAUGAGGACAUCACCAGAAUCUCAGGCCCGUCAGUAGCAGGGCUAGAAACAACAUACUCAGGGGGCAACGGAUUCUCUACCUCCUACAACAGCCAGCGCUGGCUCAACCUCUACCUGUCUGCCUGUAAGCUGCUGGAUCUAGCCCUCGCUCUACCGUCCGAGAGCCUGCCUCAGUUCCAGAUGUAUCGGUGGGCAUUCAUCCCUGAGGCGUCAGAUGAUUCUGGUAUGGAGGUCCGAAGACAGGGGACGCAUCAAAGAGAGUUCAAGCCCUAUGUUGUCAGAUUGGCGAAGCUCCUGAGAAAAAGGGCCAAGAAAAAUCCAGAAGAGGAUUGCUCCAUUCGCACAUUAUCUUGGGAUCCCGGGCAGCUCCUGCUUACACUCAACGUGAUCCGCAGCAUGGAACAGCUCCUACCAUUCUUCAAUCUUCUUAGCCAAGUUUUCAGCAGCAAGGGCAGCAACCGCUCAGGAUCGUACCACAGCCCAACUCCCAGUGACGGCCCGUUCCCCGGCAAGGACGGAAAAUUGGAGAGCCAGAAAGUUUUCUGGUGCCGAACAAGACAGAACAUUGAGGAGAUGGUUGAGAAGGACUUUCUGGAGGGACUCAUUAAAACGUGACAUGACGUGAUCAAAAAUCCAUUGAGCUAACACUAACACCUCAUCUUAAAAAAAAAGACAAAAAAUAAGUUUGUACAUUUUUUGCUUUUCUAAUUAAUGUAUUUUUCCCAAAAGCUUUACUACUUAAUUUAAAAUCUUUUACUUGUAAAUAAGGACACCUGUGAUGUUUUUUCAUUUGUUUGAGCCCUUAGGAUAGUGUAAAGAUAUGUGCCAUUUCAUAUUGUGGUCACUUGCCUAAUAAAAAGACAUAUCAUUUAAAUAGAAACACUUGUGAAUUUCCUCAUCCGCAGACAGGCGUUGUUGCAGACCUCCGUAUCUAACUCAUCAAAUUUGCACUAAUAUUUAUUUUCUUUUUGAUUAAGAUUUUAAGGGUGUCAACAAAACAGAUUGUGUAAGAAAACUAAGUAUAAAUGGACAAUUUUUAAGUAAUGUUGCUGAUCAAACUGAUCAAAGCCAUAAUGAAAAAACUAUUAUUGCAUAUCAGAGGA
This is a messenger RNA of Triplophysa rosa, 8332 nucleotides long. RefSeq names its product DOP1 leucine zipper like protein A (gene dop1a). Gene Ontology annotation, cellular component: endosome; trans-Golgi network. Lineage: Eukaryota; Metazoa; Chordata; Actinopteri; Cypriniformes; Nemacheilidae. Bases 405 to 7844 code for a protein of 2479 amino acids. Gene Ontology annotation, biological process: Golgi to endosome transport. The transcript has 38 exons. The record is from RefSeq and is a predicted model, not a curated record.